Molecule: messenger RNA, 2191 nt
Organism: Suillus fuscotomentosus
Lineage: Eukaryota; Fungi; Basidiomycota; Agaricomycetes; Boletales; Suillaceae
Exons: 2
Coding region: 477-1949 (490 amino acids)
Source: RefSeq, a predicted model, not a curated record
CUCUACACGAAUAUCUUUUUCUGAGAAUAUGCAUUUCCAAACGUCACCGAAACUGCCCUGAGCAAUAGCAUGAGUCGAUUCCUUGACAACCUUGACGGUAAGGUCAACCAGACUUCUGGAUUCGUUAGAAAAUUUGUCACAUGAGUCAGGAGCUCUGCAACAAACUACGUCUACUCACCCGUUAUCACUGACGUCUACAUCCAGGUGCGUCGAGCUCGACGUUUCUGUCUCCAGUUGGCCCUUGGUCCAUUUACGAGUCUCAGGUAGCAGAGUAAGAACGUGAAAGGGAGCGGGUGAAGCAAAACACAGGGCUAUAUAUGGACAAGUACUAAGUUGGUGUGUGCAAAUAAACGUUCGUCAUGAUUCAUGAUCAACAGAAGCAUCACGUGAUUCAAAUUUGCAGGUUGGCGUAGGCAAUAUGUUUUUGGAUUUACAUCAAACCUAGUUUUGAGCCUUGACCCUACCGUACUCUAGUGAUGCAUCAGGCUUUACUUGUUCCCGAAGUCCUCCUGGAGAUAUUCGCUUGUGUGAACACAAUACCAUUUACUGAAACAACAUCGACUCAGCAAUCGCUUGCAGCGCUUGCAAGGACAUGCAAAAUCUUCCAUGAGCCUGCGAUGGAUUUGCUGUGGACCGAAAUCCAUGGGUUAGAACCAUUGCUAGGCUGUGUAACAAGGCUACAUCCACUGAUAUAUCGUAGGGGUAAAAGGCGGGUCGAGCGCAGGGCGAAAGGCAUCGAGCCAUUAUCUGCCCAUGAGGCCCGUCAAUUUAUGCGUCACUCCUCCCGUAUACGCACAUUAGAAAUACAAUGUCAACAUCCGCACCUUCUCUCUGUCAUCCCCGCUGAGGCAUGCAUAUUUCCGAGGCUGAAGUCAUUAAGUCUUUCCACCACAUAUUUGAACUUUUUUCUGUCUCGCAUGCUGCAUCGAUGUCAGCUAUUGGGCGUCGACGAGAGUCUGCAAUCUUUUGUGACACGUUACAUUGCUCUGGAGCAUUUACGCAUCUACACUCCUUUAAGCGAUGGUGAUGGCAGCACACCGGCAGCAGAUGAACUGUCCCUCCUAUCCGAUAGGAUUCGGUGGUGCACGCGGCUUGUAACUCUUUCUUGUCCAAUGCUCGACUUGGCAGCAUGGAAACACCUCUCCCACCUCCCUACCCUUCGCAAAUUGGAGAUUGAUCAAGGGUAUAAUGACCAUCCUUCGCUGCCAAAACAAGAUAUCGUGAAUUUAUCAUUCCUUAACAUCACACGACUUUCCUUUCAAGAGCUCUACGAUGCCGGAGACAUCAUCACAGUCAUGCAACACUCCCAAUUUCCCUCGCUGAAAGAGUUCGAGUUUGAAGCCAACCGUCUGUCCUCAGAAGAAGCCGAGCAACUCUUUCAUGCUCUGUCCCACUGCAAAGCGUGUCGGACUCUAGAAGAAAUCACCAUCUGUUCUCUUGAACGCAAAUUCGCGGGAAGCCAAUACGACGAGUCUUUGACACCAAUUCCGCAUUUCCUUUGCUUUACACGGCUCCGAACCCUGAAGCUCAUGUUUUAUGGUUUCUGCAUCUACCUGGACAAAGACAUGCUCUUGCAAGCUAUGUCUAGUUGGCCGCACAUCCGCACUCUGGAAAUCGAAGAAUCUGAUCUUUCUUCCGAAGUCUCCCUCCGUGGAUUACUCACAGCGAUCGGUCUAUGUCCACAAUUGGAUACACUACAAGUUCCAAUCAAGAUUGCAACUAUCGACAUCGAUCCUGAUGCCGAGCCGAUACAGCAUACCUCCCUAGAAUCAUUGGAUUUGGACUUAUCCGAGUCUCUAACAGAUGCUGAAACUAUCGCCCGCAUCAUUUCCGCCUGGUUCCCUUGUGUCGGCGGAGUUCACAACCUAAAUGGUUGUUGGUCUCAAGUCAACAGGCAUCUUAGAUCUUUGAGAACGGCUACUGCGUCGUGUGUCACAGGAGCCUCCUAGAAUAUUUGGGUUUGGAAUACAAUACCUUCACGUCCGGGAAUGUUGUUACAUACCCUCGAGUUCUUUCAUUCGUUCAUUAUUGUUGUCGUCGCUGUUGACUGUAGUUAUAAUUUCUGUACUAGUACUUCUGCAUAAUCGCCAACAACUCACUGGUUCACUGUCAUUAGUACGAUUUCCAACUUGAUUGCGUGCAUCACCCGAGCACCACCGUUCACUGUGCUCGAUGGUCUCCUCCUUCCUUC